ACCACCACACAUAUUACAUAUCAUUGUAAUCUGCGCACUAUUUACUGAUAACGGUAAAUUAGAACACAAAUAGGAGGUAUCAGAGGACUAUUCACUGUUACAGUCUUAACCCUUACACCACAAGGAUAAUAUUAUGAAAUAAUGACGUUUUUCGUUUGAACGUUAAAAAUUUAGAAUUGAGAUUUGAGAAUUGCAAGCUAUCAAGUAUCUAUUUUUUUUUUAAAUUUAAUUAUUUGUGAAAUGUAAUAUUCGAUAUGCCACAAGGACGCCGUAAACUGCCUUUCAGUGGCAAACAGAAAAAGCAACAAUUACAAGAAAAAAAGAAAAGAAAACAGCUAAAUUCCGCAACUGGUGAUGAAUUUGGAUAUGAAAAAACAGAACACAAUUCUAAACCAGUAAAAGAACGGGAUACAGAACUUAACAUUCAAAGCAUUAAUCAGCAGCCGUUGCAUCGUGGUGGCAGAUCAAAUCCUAACCAGUAUGUACUACAGUUCAGACGUGAAACUGAAGAUGAAUUACGUAAGAGAAAGGAAGAAGCUAGAAAAGGGAUUAUUUUUGUCACCGAAGAAGAACUAGAAUUUAAUCCUGUUCCAUAUUUUAGUGGUAAUGAAUUAGGUUUUCCUGUCAGACCUAAAUGGAAUGCUGAAAUGACAAGGGAAGAAUUAGAUAAUCGUGAAUAUAGUUACUUCAAAAACUAUUUACAGUCUUUAAAACAAAGAAAUGAUUGGGAGCAAUUGAGUUAUUUUGAAUUAAAUCUUGAAACAUGGCGACAAAUGUGGCGAGUAAUGGAAAUGUCUGAUAUUCUUGUAUGGGUUGCUGAUGCCCGUUACCCUGCUAUACCUCCUUACCUAUUUACUUAUGUGUUGAAGACGUUAAAAAAAAAUUUGAUUAUAAUAUUGAACAAAGUAGAUCUGGUUCCAUCAGCAGUAGCUUUAGCUUGGAAGUAUAAAUUAAUCGAAACUUAUAAUCUAGAAGCUGGCGAUAAAGCAAAAGUACACGUAAUAUUCUUCACUUCGUACAUUAACAGUUCCGAGUUUAAAGAGGGUAUACAAAAGAAAAAACCCAGGGGUAAAUUGAAAAUGGCCGCAGAAGCUGCAGAAAGCUUGUUGAAAGAAUGCAAACAUAUCAUUGAAAAAUAUCAAGCCAAAAUCGAUUUGGAUAGCUGGGAGUCAAAAAUAGCUGAAGAAAAAGAACAAGAAUAUGAUAAUGAAGAGGACAUAGAAAUUGGAGAAACAAUUAGUACUGCUCCAGUAACCAGUUAUGAGCAUUUUGAUUUAUUUCAAAAUAGUUUUUUAACAAUCGGUCUCCUUGGACAACCUAACGCUGGGAAGUCUUCGGUGUUAAAUGCAUUGAUGGGAAAAAAGGUGGUGAGUGUUUCUCGAACACCUGGGCACACAAAGCAUUUUCAGACGAUAUUCUUAACCCCAACAGUUCGUUUAUGCGAUUGUCCUGGCUUAGUAUUUCCUUCCAAACUGCCUAAACCCAUACAAGUACUGAUGGGUUGUUAUCCUAUUGCACAACUACGAGAACCUUAUUCUACAGUGAAAUUUUUGGCUGAAAGAUUAAAUCUUGUAAAAAUAUUGAACCUGCAACAUCCUGAACCUGGGGAAGACGAGUGGUCAGCUAUGGACAUUUGUGACAGCUGGGCUAUAAAACGUGGUUUCUUGACUGCAAGAGCUGGCCGACCGGACACGUAUCGUGCUGCUAAUCACCUUCUUCGAAUGUCUCUCGAUGGAAAAAUUUGCUUAUCAUUGAGACCAGAAGGAUUUACACAAAAUAAAAAACGUUGGUAUUCAUCAGAACAUCUGAAAGAUGUUUGGAAAAUAAAAGGAGUUGUCGAAGAACCUGAGCGUUAUGAACAUUGUUCAGUGGAAGUAUCCGAUGACGAACAUGUACAAAACACAGAUGCAGUUACUCACAGCGAUACUAAUGAAGACGAUGAUGAAGACCUAUGCGAUAGUGACGAGUCAGAAGUUUGCGGUGCUAUUUCAUCUAAUAAAUUUGCUGCUUUAGAGAUGUCCGACUGAAUAUAACUUACAGGUUACAUGAAUGUAAUUUAAUUUUGAUGUUUUGUUAUUUUAUUCAUUUUUGUUUAUAAAAAUAUGUAUUCCCAAUACUUUUUUCCUUAUUAUAUUUAAUUGUGACUUGUUUGUUUUACAAGAUAUCACUUA
Messenger RNA from Adelges cooleyi (spruce gall adelgid), 2171 nucleotides. RefSeq names its product guanine nucleotide-binding protein-like 1 (gene Ns4). The transcript has 11 exons. The record is from RefSeq and is a predicted model, not a curated record. Gene Ontology annotation, molecular function: GTPase activity; GTP binding. NCBI's taxonomy places the organism in Eukaryota, Metazoa, Arthropoda, Insecta, Hemiptera, Adelgidae. The coding region runs from base 255 to 2027 and encodes 590 amino acids.